Cicer arietinum (chickpea) is the source of this 1780-nucleotide messenger RNA. Its product is annotated as serine carboxypeptidase-like 51. Gene Ontology annotation, biological process: proteolysis. The record is from RefSeq and is a predicted model, not a curated record. Lineage: Eukaryota; Viridiplantae; Streptophyta; Magnoliopsida; Fabales; Fabaceae. Gene Ontology annotation, molecular function: serine-type carboxypeptidase activity.
CAAAACAAAACACUUCACAUUUGACAUUUCAUUCACUUUUCACUUUCACUUUCACUAUAUAUAUAAAUACCCUUUUCGAAAAACCUUACUCAUUAUCAUUUCUCUCCUCUUUUAUCCUUCAAAUGAAAAACCUUUCUCAUUUCAUCACCAUUUUUCUCUUCCUUGUUCCAUUUUUCCUUGGAACAGAAAAUGUAACAGCUUUGAAAAGUCACGAUGGAUCAGAAGAAUGGGGUUAUGUUCAAGUUAGACCCAAAGCACACAUGUUUUGGUGGCUUUAUAGAAGUCCUUACAGAGUGGAAGAUUCUUCAAAGCCUUGGCCAAUCAUUCUUUGGUUGCAGGGUGGUCCUGGUGCCUCUGGAGUUGGAAUUGGAAAUUUUGAAGAAGUUGGGCCUUUGGAUACAAGCUUGCAGCCAAGGAAUUCAACUUGGUUGACAAAAGCAGAUCUCUUGUUUGUGGACAAUCCAGUUGGAACUGGAUACAGUUUUGUGGAGGAUGAUAAACUUUUUGUGAAAACAGAUGAGGAAGCAGCAACUGAUUUGACAACAUUGUUAAUUGCGUUGUUUAAUAAGGAUGAAAAACUUCAAAAGAGUCCUCUUUACAUUGUAGCAGAGUCUUAUGGUGGAAAAUUUGCUGUCACUCUUGGAUUGUCUGCUCUUAAAGCUAUUGAAGACAAGAAAUUGAAGCUUACACUUGGUGGUGUGGCAUUAGGAGACAGUUGGAUCUCAGCAGAAGAUUAUGUGUUCUCGUGGGGUCCUCUCCUUAAAGACCUCUCAAGACUUGAUGAUAAUGGACUUGAACAAUCAAACAGUAUAGCUCAGAGGAUCAAGCAGCAACUUGAAGAUGGUAAAUUUGCUGAUGCAACUAGCUCAUGGAGUGAACUUGAGUCUGUGAUUCUUGCUAACAGCAACAAUGUGGAUUUUUACAAUUUACUACUAGAUGAGGGAAGUGAUUCAUCAUCAACCUUGUCAGCAAUGGAACUUGGAUUAUUCAAAGAAAUAUCAAUGAAAAGUUACUCCAAGUAUCUCACAACCAUGAGGUCAAGGUCUUUUUCUCCUGGUGGUGACGAUGAUAUUGACACUUUACUAAAUGGUGUUAUAAAGAAGAAGUUAAAGAUCAUCCCUGAGAAUGUCACAUGGGGAGGACAGUCCAAUAAAGUUUUCUCAUAUCUUGAAGGCGAUUUUAUGAAGCCAAGAAUUGAUGAGGUUGAUCAGCUACUGGCUAAGGGAGUCAAUGUCACUGUGUACAAUGGACAAGUUGAUUUGAUUUGUGCUACCAAGGGGACUGAAGCUUGGCUUAAAAAACUCAAGUGGGAAGGGCUUAAAAAUUUCUUGGGAAAAGACAGAACAGCCCUUUACUGUGGAAGUACCAAAACGACCAAAGGCUUUGUAAAGUCAUAUAAAAAUCUUCACUUCUAUUGGAUUCUUGGAGCUGGCCAUUUUGUACCCACUGAUCAACCUUGCCUGGCUCUAAAAAUGAUAGCUUCAAUUACACAAUCACCAGCUACUUGAACUGAAAGUAUGCAUAGAAAAGGAUAAUUUCCACAGUACUAUUUUUAGAAUAAAAUUAAACAGCGUCCCAGAAAGGGAAUGAAUUGUUGAUCAAGUAAGCAAGAGUCAACAAGCAAGCAAACACUGCAGCACGAUCAGGGCAAAGAACAUCAAUAAAACUCAUGGAAAAGAUAGCUACAAUGUUUUUAUUUAUUGUUUCCUUACACUUUCAUUCUUUUCUCUUGUCAUAAUUAUUGUUAUCUUAUAAAUAAAGACGCACAUUUUCUUUUGAA